Molecule: messenger RNA, 7041 nt
Organism: Austrofundulus limnaeus
Lineage: Eukaryota; Metazoa; Chordata; Actinopteri; Cyprinodontiformes; Rivulidae
Gene: map2
Product: microtubule-associated protein 2
Biological process (GO): neuron projection development; microtubule cytoskeleton organization
Cellular component (GO): neuron projection
Molecular function (GO): microtubule binding
Source: RefSeq, a predicted model, not a curated record
GGCUGCGGCGCCUGUGUGUCCGACAGAGCCGGAGUUGGACUGGAAGACGCUGCGCCGAACAGGUUUUGGAGAAUAUCCUGUCUCCUGAGCUGCAGACACYUUUUCAUCUAGGCAGGUUCAACUGGGACUAUUUUCUGUUGGUUUUUAAAAAAUUGACCCGAGACCCAACUACAACCUUGUGAUUUGUGUGGAGAGUUCAGAUUCUUUUGGAUCCGGACUGACAGCUCAUAUAAAGUCCCAGACCACUUACGAGAAGUCAAGACCCCAUCUCUUUCGCCCAAUCUUGCCGGCUGCUAGCUAGCACCAGCAUGGCAGACAGUCGACAGCCAGAGGACGACGCCCCCCAAUGGGACCCAUCAGGAGGACAGGAGCCGGGUGGCACCCGUGGAGCUAAUGGCUACUCCUCCUCAGCUUACAGGACCUGUCAGCCCAGCGGAGCCCACAUGGCCACGGCUCCUUACACAGCAAGGGAGAACGGAUUUAACGGGGAACUAACUGGAGCUCAUGCUAUAACUGCAGAACAAGUGUCGGCAAGGAUUGUGCAGGAAGUGACCGCAGAGGCAGUGGCAGUGCUGAAAGGGGAACAGGAGACUCAGCGGCUGCCGUCAGUUGAAGAUACCACCAAUUUGCCUCCUUCCCCUCCCCCCUCACCUGCAGCUGAGCACUUUGGUCCUUUGGAACAAGAUGUAGGGGAUGAGGAGGAGGCGGGCCCUCUCCGCCGCUUCCAAAAUUCUCGGGAGAGGUGCAAGUUCCUCGCCCCCUCCAUCUCAGUUUCCGUGCCCGAGGAUGACCCCUACCACUCCGACGAGGAGUACUAUGAGCACCCAUUGUUCAGCCCAGAGUGGACGCACUCGGGCGCUCGCCCCACAGGGCACGCCGUGGCCUUUAGACAGAUUGAAGCUUCGAAGAUGGACUCAGACAAGAUUGAAAGUGAGUCCAUGAGCCCCGACAGCAUUGGAUCUGAGAAACGACCAGAGGAGUUUUUUGAGCCUCAAGUUCAAAGCUUCUUCGCCGGUGAACGAGUUGUACCAGAAAGCCCGACCAUGGAUAUGCCGUCCUUCGUACCUCCAGAUAUUCAAAGUCAAGCCAAAGAAUCACCAAAAUCUCUUACACUCCAGCCCACUUAUGGAGAGCCAAUCACAGUCUCAGAAAAACAGCCAUCKGUGGAGGUGGUGGAGUUCAGCAGCAUUGGUGCUUCUUCUGAUUUCUCUUCAGUGGGAGUCAACGUUCAUGAAGGAGACACAACAAAAGAUGCAGGAGACAAAUCUGGCAUGUCAGCAUACUUUGAAACAUCAGCUAUGGAUGUUGAUGAAGGUCCCCAUAAGGGUGAGGGUUAUUACGAACUGAGUCGUGCCGGUGAAAACAAAACUGUAGAUGAUUCCAAGUCUCAGGAGAUCAGUUACAGCACACUGGCUGAAGCWAAAGAUAAUCCUGAAACAAAUAAACAUACAGUAAAAGACAUUCCCUCGUUUCCAGUCCCUGACAGGAUUAAUGAAUGCAGGCUUUCCCCAGGUAAGCUGGCUUUAGACCAGAGGAGUUACUCGCUCAACAUCACCAUUGGAUCGACAGAUCAAAGUGGGCAAGGCAGACCAAGAAACUUCUCCCCACUGGCCACGGACAUCAUGUCAUAUACAAGUGGUAGUCUAGAUGAGUCAGCUGACUACCUUCCAGUAUCUACACCUGCUGUAGAGAAGCCAACACCAUUCCCUCCUCUUAUCCUGGAAACUGCCGCUUCUGUCACUUCAGAUUCUUCGUCUCCUCCAAGAACUGCUGAACCACCUCCAAAAUCCAGCCCUGAACCUGAUUCUCCAGAAUCUCCUCAGCCACUUCAGAGCUCAGAYAUGAUACAAGACUUGCCAGAGUUGCUGGACAUUGCUGCUCCUCGCUCCAGACUAACUUCAGAUGACACAGAACCUGAAAUCACACGGAGAAAGUCAAUCCAAAUUGAUGCUCCUGCCUUCAUGGAUGACUCUCUGUCAGGUCUAACUUCAGGAGAACUGAGUCCUAUGAUGAGAAAAAAUGAGAGCCAGUCAGAAGAAAUGGGCUACUGUGUGUUCAGUGAGUAUUCAGGGCCGAUGCCAUCCCCUGCAGAUGUACUCAGCCCUACAAACAUAUCUACUCAAGCUUUCACCCCAUCUGUCUUGGAAGAGAAAGUUGCUGCGCAGGCAAGGAAAUUAGCGGUGAGAGACACAUCCAUGGAAGACAAAAGCCAGUCAUCAGAAGUUGCUGAUGUUGACCAGCGGCAAGGAGGAAGACAAGAUUCUGUUGAGCAAAAAACCGUACCUGAUGUAAAUGAUCAACCAACAAAAUCUGAAAAGGAGACACUUCCUGCUUAUCCAAGUGAGCCCUUCGUGACACCAACUGUCACCGUGACACUAGAAGAAGGCGAGAGGCCAGUGAGUGAGAUUGAACGCCAAGCCAGUGGUGAAGUUUCAGCAUCUGAAACCGAAAUCGCUGACUAUGAAAGGCAGAUCCGUAAACUCGAGAUGGAAGACAGGCCUCUGAGUUUGGAGGAGGAAAGAGAACUACAGGAGCUUAGAGAAAAGGUGAAGCUGGUGCACCAGGAAGCCUAUGAGGAGGUGGAUGCAGAGGAUGUUUACCAGCUUACUGGCAUGGCCAAGGACAGAAUUGCCAGGCCAGUUAAAACUUCACCAACUUCAUCCGUAGAUAGCAACAUUGACGAUGACAAGUUGCUCUCCCCAGUACUCUCACCUUCCAAACUCAAACAAAGAGAAAUGUAUGGUUCCCCCAAAAGGGUUGUUUCACCUGUGUUAGGGAAAAACAAAGAAGAGAAGGACGAUCAGGAACGAAAGCUGAAGGAAGAGCAAGAAAGAGAGGCAGCCGAGAAUAUGAAAAAGGAAGAAGAGGAAAGGAAAACCAGAGAGGAGGCAGAAAUAAAAGAAAAACAAGAGGAAGAAAGAAAAAAGAAAGAAGAUGAAGAGAUAGAAAGGCAAAAAAGAGAAGAGAGGGAGUUGAAAGAGAAAGAAAAAAGGGCGCUGAAAGAGAAAGAAGAGAAGGAGUUGAAAGAGAAAGAAGAGAGGGAGAAGAAAGAGAAAGAAGAGAGGGAGCUGAAAGAGAAAGAAGAGAGAGAGUUAAAGGAAAAAGAAGAGAGGGAGAAGAAAGAGAGAGAAGAGAGACAAAAGAUGGAGCAGGAAGAGAGAGAAUUACAUGAAAAAAUGGAAAAGGAAAGAAUAGUGCAAGAGUUGGCAGAGAAGAUGGAAAAAGAAAAGAAAGAGAGGGAAGCGCAAGAAAAAGAAGAGGAGGAAAAAACAAAAAUGGAACUCAAAGAUAAGAAAGAGCAAGAAAAAAUGACUGAGGUGGACYAAAAGCUCCCAAAUCAGUCUGUAGACCACGAAACAAAGCAUGAAAAAGAAAAAGCCAUCAUAAACUCAGCUGAAGAAGUUGCUGAAAACACAAAGGAGAAGGAAGGUGAAGGCGCAGAGAUGUCAAAGGAAAUCCCAGAGACCCAUGCUGCAAUCGAAUCUGUGGUCAUGGUUGAAGAUGAUUUCAUCACUGUGGUCCAGACAAUCGACGAAGCUGAAGAACCAGGAUUCAGCGUUCGUUUCUCUGCAAUACCUGGAUCUGAAGCUCUUGGUGUGUCUGCAAGGAAAGAACAAGAGCCAGAAGAAGAAGAAGARGACGAUGAAGAAGAAGACGAAGAAGAAGAGUCUGUGGAGUUUGCCCAAGAAGCAGAUAUGGAGGRGGCCAGUCUAGAAGAGGUGGGUGACGUUCCUGAAACUCCUGCUUCUCCAAGAAGGGGGACCCAGACGGUAGACACAGAAGGACCAACAGAGAGCUAUGACAGAGAUGAAACCACAGUAGAUGACUCCAUUCUGGACAGCUCCUGGGUAGACACACAAGAUGACGACAAAAGUAUGGCAACAGAGCAUAUUGAGCCUUUGCCAAAGGUGCCCAGCCCAGUCAAAAAGCCUUCUGUGGUCCAGAACAAACAGCGGAUGACAGAGAAACAAGAAAAGCCAGUUAAACCCAAAACCAAAGGAGGGCGAGCUAAAGGACGGAUCUCCACUCCCGAACGCAAACCUGUCCGCAAAGAACCCGUCUAUAUACCCCGAGAAGAGAUUAAGAAGAAAAAAGCUAUCAUAAAAAAGACUGAGCUCACCAAAAAAGCAGAGACUCAGACUCCAUCUCCGUCCAAGAAGAGUAUCAUGAAGCCAUCAGUCCGCCAGACACGUCCCGUCCAGCAUCAUUCCUGCCCCAGGAGGAGACCCACAGAAGCCCCAUCAGACAGUCGCCAGCCUCUCAGUGUUGCCAGACAGUCUCGUGACCGAGCAUCUCAUUUCACACUGAGAUGAGGGCAGAGCACAGGAUAGGACGAGCCCCUAGCAUGACAGUUACAGAGUCGGUACGCUCCCGUUCCGCUCGCAGUGGCCGCUCCACCCCCCGUACCCCAGGRUCCACAGCCAUCACCCCAGGAAGCCCUCCCAGCUACUCCUCAUCCUCGAGGACUCCUGGGACCCCGCGCUCCCUCAGUUUGAUUUCCCAGGAGAGGAAGGUGGCCGUGAUCCGCACCCCGCCCAAAUCUCCUGCAACCACUCCCAAGCAAAUCCGCAUCAUCAACCAGCCGCUGCCCGACUUUAAGAACAUCAAAUCCAAGAUUGGUUCCACGGAGAAUAUCAAGUAUCAGCCCAAAGGAGGACAGAAGCACAAGGACCAAAACGCAGCAGCAGCAGCACCCAGACACAGAGGCUCUUUGAUCUGGAAGUCAGUCCUCCGCUUCAUCUCUGUUACACUUUGUCUGUCAGCAGCACACACAGUGACCUGGACCCAAGGCCUGCUGAUUCAUACUUUAAACAAGAAGCUGGACUUCAGUCAUUUUUUACUGUCAAAAUGCAGCACUAAGGAAUAUCUGAGGCACUCACAACAUGGAUCCAAAGUCCCCAUCCCCAGUGUUAAACUGGACUAUAGCCAUGUUAAGUCUAGGUAUGGGUCCUUGGAAAGGCGGGGCCACUCAGCAGGAGGUGGAAACGUGCAAAUCCAGAAUAAGAAGAUUGACUUGAGCCACGUGACCUCCAAAUGCGGUUCUCUAGACAACAUCCAUCAUCGGCCAGGGGGAGGUAAUGUGCGAAUAGAGAGCGUAAAGUUGGACUUCAAAGACAAAGCGCAAGCCAAGGUGGGUUCACUGGAUAAUGCUCAUCACAUUCCUGGUGGAGGUCACACUAUGAUUGAGAGCCACAGGUUGACAUUUCGCGAGCAGGCAAAGGCUCGAGUGGACCACGGAGCGGACAUCGUCGUCCAGUCGCCUGGUUUAUCCGGCUCGGUGUCUCCCCAGCGCCUCCGGGAAAGCCACCUGUCGUCCUCGGGCAGUCUCAACAUGAUGGAGUCUCCUGAGUUAGCAACCUUGGCUGAGGACGUCACCGCGGCCCUGGCCAAGCAGGGUUUGUGAACACUGGAUCUCUAGAUCGCCACUCCGCACCCCCAGACUACCCUCAUCUUUCCCUUUCCGAACUUUUAUGCUCUCACCUGCCAUCCUGAAACAAAAUGUUCACGGCUGCUCAGCUGAACCACAGCCUCCAAACAUCUUUACUUCAAGAUCCAUCACUCCACUUUAAAUAGAGACUAGAGUUAGAAGCUAUUGUAGUUUUGGUCUUAUUUAUCCUGUUUGUUGUCUAUUUUAACCCUGAACAUGUGCUUUUAAGAUUAUUUCUGUGGAUAUUUAUUUUGUUUUUUUUAUUUGAACGGUGUUGCAUAGAGUAGAUUGAGUGCUGGUCCUAGAUUAAGUGGGAAAUCCACUGAUAGAUGCAAACCGACUAUUGGUUUUGCUGGCCUUAGGUCAAAGUUUUAACAAAGUUACAGCCUUUUUUUCUACUUUCAAACAAACAAAAAAAAUACAUGACAAGUACACCAUGCUGCACAUUUUGUUCUUGCUCAGUAAACAUGCAUGGUUGCCAGAUCUCCUAACAAAACAAGCGUCCAUACUGUGAGUCAUUAUUGUCACUCAAGACAUGAUAUAUUAAACAAAUAUAUAGAGAAAUGUAUAAAACAAAAGUUCUCUGUCACCUUCCACUUCUCAACACAUUUUAAAAGAAUUACGGCUUUAAAAUAAUACCCUAAAAAUGGCAUUUAUGCAAGCACUGUGUCAUGUUAUGACAAGCAUGUACGGAUUCAAAUAUGAAAAGAGGCUCUUUUGUAUUUUACCAAACUGAUUUUAGUAACUUAUUUCCUCAUUUAUUGGAUAAAGAUGAAAACGUUCAUGUUUUGUAGUUAAUAGUUGUUUACGGUGUAAUGCUUGGUGACAAUGUUCGAGACUAAUUUUGGUGUCGCUAAAGAACGCAUCUCCGUCCUGUCAAAGAGCCUUACUCACCUGAACCUGCUCAGCUGCUCUGCACUAAACACUGGAGCUCAUUCCGCAAACAUCCAUCCUGAAAGGAAACCUUUAAGAUUAUCUCAUUGUGAAAGGUAAGCAGUAAAGAGCUAACUCCACUAGUGAAGGCUAACGUUGCACUAACUUCAAGGUACAACUUGGUCCCUGAUAUUUAGCAGAAAGUGCUGCUAGUCCAAAAUUUGUGUGUGUGUGCGUGCGUGCGUGCGUGCGUGCGUGUGUGUAUUUGGUACAGAUCCUGAGACGUUUAAGGAGAACGCCACUGGAAACAUUUUGUUUCGAUGUUUAGAAUGAAGAAGUUCUAGAGUAUACUUUUAAAAAAAGCCUUAAAAAAUGUAAAAAGACACUUCUCAAAGAAAUGUUAACAAGUUGAAAGAACUCUGCUCUUGGCAUAUCUGUUGGGGAAAAGGUGUUUGAGUGAUUCAGUUUUUUUUUUUUCAUUUUUCCCCACAAUCCAAUGGUUGUAUGAAUUGCGCCCUGCCCAAUUACUGUUCCCGCGCCCCCCAAAAAAUGCGACUGUUUGUUUGCUUCUGUGUUUUUUCCGCAUCCCCCCAUUCUCCGUGUGCCUCUCCCUCACCUCCUGCUCCUCCCUCGCAAAACUUAUUGCAUUUAAAAAGUCAAGUAGAUGUAUGCAGUUUUUUCUCCUGUUGAAAUGACACCAAUUACAAUAACUAAUGAGAAUAAAAACAAGAAAAAAGUGA